Mytilus trossulus (common blue mussel) is the source of this 610-nucleotide messenger RNA. RefSeq names its product optic atrophy 3 protein homolog. The transcript is spliced from 2 exons. Gene Ontology annotation, biological process: regulation of lipid metabolic process. Gene Ontology annotation, cellular component: mitochondrion. Bases 14 to 499 code for a protein of 161 amino acids. The record is from RefSeq and is a predicted model, not a curated record. NCBI's taxonomy places the organism in Eukaryota, Metazoa, Mollusca, Bivalvia, Mytilida, Mytilidae.
CGCAGACGAAAAUAUGGUAUUGCCAAUUGUAAAAUUGGCAACGUUACUAUUCAAACAGUUCCAAAGACCAGUUGUAAAAAGUUUGAGUGAAUGGGCAAAGCAUCAUCCAAAAUUUAGCUCAGGUAUCGGACGUAUGGCUCAAAUUUAUCAUUCAAUGGAUUUUACAGUACAAAGUAAAUUACUUGGUUUUGGUAAACCAAAAAAAGUGAAAUCCUUAUCAGAAGAUGAAGCUAGGAAUUUGGGGACCAAAUUAGUUGGAGAAACAUUAGUUUAUGGAAUAUCGGCAUCAUUUCUGUUAUUUGAAUAUAGAAGGUCUUUAAAAAAUGAUAAGAUUAAAGAAAGAAGGAGAAAGGAUGAAAUAGCAGAAAUUCUAAGAAAAAUACAUGAUAAUGAAAUGAUGACAGAAGUUAAAAUAAAAGAACUGAAAAAACAAAUUAGUACAUUAGAAGACAAACAUCGGAGUUUAGAAAAUACACUGUCAACUCUUAAAUUUGAAUAAUGUUAUAUACUUCCUAUGAAGUUUUUUUGGCACGUUGAGUUUACAACAUGCAUGCUUCUCUGAAUACUAUGAUAUUCCAAAUAUCGAAAAAGUAAUUAUGGCAUUUUCGAA